AUGCAACCGAUUCACGGCCUAUUCUCUUCGUCAGAGACCGAUAAAAAUUUACUCGGUGACAACACAACGCCGGAUAAGCAGAACAUCAAAACUUCAACUCCUGCUAAUGUGGUAAAUUUGGAAGGUCCCGAAUCCGAAAUGCCAAACCAAGGUUUUCAGCCUCUGAGAUCUUCCGAUCUUACAAUCGACGUGCGUUCUGCUCGAAACGCGUCCGUUGACUGCGUGUCAAUGCCUGUGCCAUUCCUCAAAUCCCCGAGAACAACACAACAGACUAUCGAGAGACGGUAUAAGUCCCCACCAUCGAGUAGGACAUUCAACCGGUCGAUAUUCACGCUUGGUAGUACACCACAGCGUUGGGGCAACGGUUCAAUUUCAGUUCAGACCGGCCGGCCCGAUUACAAUGAAUCAAGAAAUAGGGGCCGCCGUCGAACCUCGCAAGCGUGUGGUUAG
Molecule: messenger RNA, 450 nt
Organism: Colletotrichum abscissum
Lineage: Eukaryota; Fungi; Ascomycota; Sordariomycetes; Glomerellales; Glomerellaceae
Exons: 2
Coding region: 1-450 (149 amino acids)
Source: RefSeq, a predicted model, not a curated record